UCCAACCACUUUCAUAUGGAAUUCCCGUGCGGAUUCAGAUCCACCGUCGAUAUCAUCCCCUGAACGUUCCAACCGCCUAUUUACAGCGUCACCUCUUCCCCAUUACGACGCAAUGUGAUCGCCUCCGGGAUCCCGAUGGCCGGUUACUCCCGUAUAGAAAUUUUAUGCGUCGGAAUGGACCUUUCUCCGCGCUUACUUGCGUGUUAGAGAGGAGGAGAGAGGGGGGAACAUUAUUCGUUUCUUAUAUUCGAAGAGAAACUAAUCACAGUCCAUUUAUUAGGCUUUUUUUUUUUCAGUUCGAGAAUUCCGACAUCGAUCAUCGAAUCUGAAGAAAGAAUCGAGGGUUUUGAAGAAGAAAUCCGAGAAAAAGUAGCGUGGAAUUGGCCGUCAGGCGCGGAGGGCUGCGAGGAUUGGUAUGUAGAUCCAGCAAUGGGAGGCGGUAUUGAAGAAAUCUAGGGAUUUUGGUGGAAUCCAGGGUUCUUCAAGGAGGAGGAGGAGGAGGAGGAGAUGAAGGUGGUGGUGGGGAGCCCAGGCACUUGGACUGGGUUGGUGCUGAGGAUCGGGCAGUGUGCCUUCGCCGGCGCUUCGAUUGGGAUUAUGGUCUCCGCUCUAGGGUUCUCCAACUAUACCGCUUUCUGCUAUUUGGUCGCUUCUAUGGGAUUACAAGCAUUAUGGAGCUUGGGACUUGCAUGUCUUGAUAUCUAUGCCUUAAAGAUUAAAAGAGAUCUGCAUAAUCCUGUGUUAGUAAGCUUGUUUGUGGUCGGUGACUGGGUAACAGCAACUCUAUCACUUGCGGCAGCAUGCUCUUCAGCAGCUGUAACAGUUUUAUUUGCAAGAGAUACAGGCUUCUGCAGAUCAAUUCCUCAAUUCUCAUGCGGCAAGUUUGAAGUCUCCAUUGCAUUGGCUUUUAUCGCAUGGCUGCUAAUUGCCAUAUCAUCCCUAGUGAUGUUUUGGCUCCUGGCAUCAGUUUGACUGGCCGUGUAUGUUCUCUCUUCUUGUGUUAUUAAUUACUGCUAAAAAGCAAUGAAAUUCGCCAUAAUUCAAAAAAUUGGUCCAUUGGUUUGAGCUGCAAUUCACUUCUCGAGUCACAGAACAUGUUUGAUGUAUAUUUGCCUCUAAUAUAAAGGCCUAUUUCAGGGGGCUGGUUUAGUCGACUCCAUACACACUCUGGUGUCAUGCAUCAUCAUGCUUCCUCUUGUAAGGUUUUUUAUGGACGAAGGUUGUAAAGCAUGAAAGAGGAAGAGCCGCAAGAAGAGACGGGAAGCGAAAGUGAAUGAUAAUGAUAACUCUGGUCUCCAUAGAUGGCGACGUAGAUCGGUUCAUUUGUUCGCAAGGGAUGUUCUAGCACCGAUCCUCGUGGAUCACAUGACAUACAAGAAAUUUAUUACAUGAAUCAGGUCCAAUGAAUCAGUCCAAAUCUCAGGGCAUAUGUACGGUGGAUAAUAGGCAUCCUCAUUUGAUCUUGAAUUGUUUAAAUACAAUGGGGUAAUGUGGCGAGUGACUAUUGGACUGGUCUACUGGAUCCUGUCCAUCUGAUAA
Phoenix dactylifera (date palm) is the source of this 1539-nucleotide messenger RNA. Lineage: Eukaryota; Viridiplantae; Streptophyta; Magnoliopsida; Arecales; Arecaceae. The record is from RefSeq and is a predicted model, not a curated record.